AUGCCUUCGAACAAACGCAGGGGCAACACGCCCAAGAAGGCUGCGGCUCCAGCUCCAGCACCCGCUCGCGCUGCGGCUCCGUCGGCCACCGCCUCCAACGGGUUCACCCUUCCCGCUGCCACCUCGACCAAUGGGACGCCCAUGACUGUGCAGCAAGCAGAAGUGGCUGCCCAGUAUCGUCAGUACGCCGACGCCAAGCGUGCUCGUCAGAUCGACCCCAAGAACUACACCCGCACCCCCAAGUCCGGACUCCUCGUCCUCGUCGUCUUUGCGCUCUUCUCGCUCUUGGGCUCCAUCACGCUCUACCUCCACUACAAGUUGCCCGCUCCACGCGGCCCCACGACGAUCAUCACCUCCGGUGUCACACCAGCAGAUGCGGCUGCCUACCAUCCACCGGUACCGGGCAUCGUGCCUGCCAACAAGGCGGGCGAAACCCAAAAGUUCCACGAGCUCUUCUCCGAAGCCAACGCUGUAGGUGUCAUGCACCACCUCUCGGUCGAUAUCGGGUACCGCAUCGUCGGCACAAAGGAGCACCUCGACGCGGAAAACUGGCUCGAGGAGGUGUUGCGUCGAUACGAAGGCUUCCACAACACCGGCACCGCUGCGUCGCCCGGUCGAACGCAGGUCGAGGUGUUCAAGCAGAUCGGAGACGGCGCCCACCGCUUCGACUUCAUGUCCAACGUCGUCUGGAAGCGCUACUACUCCAUGUCCAACCUCGUCGUACGCAUCUCGGACGGCACGGACGAAAGCAAGGCGAACAGUCUGCUCCUCAACGCCCAUCUCGAUAGCACCUUGCCUAGCCCGGGUGGAGCCGACGAUGGCGUCGGUGUCGCCAUCCUCAUGGAAGCGCUUCGCAUCCUCACGCUGCCCAGCACCGGACGCAAACUCUACAACUCGGUCGUGCUCCUCUUCAACGACGGUGAGGAGUCGCUUCAGGAUGCGAGCCACCUCUACAUCACUCAGCACAACCAGACCAACGCCGGUGUCAAGGCCGUCGUCAACCUCGAAGCGUGCGGUACCAGCGGACCCGAACUCCUCUUCCAGGCUACUAGCGCCGAGAUGAUCGAGGCCUACUCUCACGUACCUCAUCCGUUCGGUACCGUGCUCGCCAACGACGUCUUUUCGACCGGUCUCAUCCUGUCCGAUACCGACUUCCGCCAGUUUGUCGAGUACGGCAACGAUCUCAGCGGUCUCGACAUGGCUCUCGUCGGAAACUCGUACCUCUACCACACGCGCAAGGACAUCCCUCAGUACCUGCAGCCCGGUGCCACCCAGCAUUUCGGCGAAAACACGCUCGCCAUCAUCGAGCACCUCUGCCUCAAAGACAAGAGCCAGACGCUGCUCCGCACCAUCGAGCCGCACCAGACGCGCCACACGCUGCCCAUCUACUUUUCGAUCGCCAGUCGCUUCUUCGUUCACAUCCAGAACAAGGCCUUCAAGAGCAUCGUCAUGGGCCUCUCUGCCUUCAUCAACUUCCAGCUCUCCACCGUCGUCCGCUCCGAGUCGGCCAUCGGAGCACUCAACCUUACCAUCCUCAGCGCGCUCUCUGCCAUCGUAUCCAUCGUCGGCGCUGUGUUGGGUGCCAACGUCGUGGCCGUCAUCAUGACCAGGCUGUUGGGCAAGGGCAUGUCCUGGUACUCGCACGAGUUCUUCCCCAUCCUGCUCUACGGUCCGCCGGCGAUCGCUGGUGUGUUGAUCGUCCAGCUGCUCACCGCCAAGCUGUGCAAGCCGUACCAGAGGCCCUAUCUGGAACGAUCGAGCCUGUCGGGCAUGGGCAUCUUCUUCAACCUCGGCUUGCUCGGUAUGAACGCCUUUGGCAUCGGUAGCGCCUACCUCAUGGCGCUCGCCUCGCUCACGUUCACGGUGGUCACCACGCUCAACGACCUCGCGCUCGUCGGCAUGGGUCCGAUCGAAGAGAAACUCGUCGCGCCAGACAACCGUGUCUCGGCGUACAUCUACCCUUUGAUGACCAUCGUUCCUGGUGUGCUCGGCGUCGAGGGCAUCGUCAGCUUCCUCGACCUCUUCGUGCCGCUCACGGGCAGGAUGGGUGAAAUCUCGCCCGCGGAUCACAUCAUCGCGACCAUCACAGCUGUGCUGACGUUCCUCACCCUGCCGUUUGCCAUCCCUCUGGCGCACCGAUACACGUCCGAAAACCUCAAGCGCACCAUCCUCGCUCUGCUCGGCAUCACCGCGGCCGUCAUGGCCGUCUUUGCGAGUCCCGCAUGGAAGCCUUUCGACGCAGCUCACCCGAAGCGCCUGUUUGUGCACCAGGUGGAGAACAUCACCUCCAACGAGUGGUUCAUGAACGUCGGUUCUGCCGAUCCCGCACCCGGCUUCAAGGCAUUGUCCAACGAGCUCCAGUCGCAGCUCGGUCUGCCCACCGAGAGCCAGGCGAGCCUGAUGGAGAUGAACGACUACAACCCAGACUUUGACAUCCUCUACCCUGUGUCGGCGUUCCUCACGCCGUACAAGUUCCAACUUCCCGCGCCUCCCGCCGGGUUCAGCACCAAGUACGCCUCGCCUGCGCCCGAGACCAACCAUUUCACCGUCAAAGCCGUCAACGAGGUCAUCGACCUCGAGGCGGGGACGCGCAGCUUGACGCUGGAGAUGAACCACCCUGGCGUCAUCUGGUCUGUCGUCGCCUUCGACGCCGAGAUCCUCAGCUGGAAUCUGCCCAGCGCUCCACCGGCCGGAUACCAGCGUCACCACCUCAAGAGCGUUGCGCGCUACGGCAUCUACUCGUGGUCGGUCGAUCUGGUCGUACGCCUCCAACCCGAAGCACUCGCUGCCGCCAAAGCACGCAGCAGCUCCGGCCUCGUCUCGAAGUUCAAGAAAGCCGCUGCUGGCUCGGGUAGGCUCGUCAAAGCGAACUCGAACGAGCCGAGAGAUCCUUCGAGGUUGUGGAUCGACGCCAGCGGUAUGGUGGCGGACGAGAUGUUCCCCCAGCACAAGUCGAAUGCCGCCGCCGACCGACCAGCGAUGAACACUUUCGUGAAGAUGGACGCGUACAUGCAGCAGAAGCAUCCCGAGAUCGACGUCAUGAUGCUCGCCGUCGUCGCUGGUGUUUUCGAGGCCUGA
Pseudozyma hubeiensis SY62 is the source of this 3078-nucleotide messenger RNA. RefSeq lists its product as hypothetical. The coding region runs from base 1 to 3078 and encodes 1025 amino acids. Gene Ontology annotation, biological process: proteolysis. Gene Ontology annotation, molecular function: metalloexopeptidase activity. The record is from RefSeq and is a predicted model, not a curated record. Lineage: Eukaryota; Fungi; Basidiomycota; Ustilaginomycetes; Ustilaginales; Ustilaginaceae. The transcript has a single exon.